UGGAAAGUAUUGUUACGCUUCUAUUAUCUUCAGGUACGUAAAAAAACCGUGGUCAGACAGGCCUGCUAAAGAUAUCUCUAGUAGGCCGUGGGUCGGAUAAAAUCAAAGCAUAUCCGAUUCUUAACCCAACACAGCAUAUAUACUACGUCUUUAACACCUAGUCCUAGACCACGUCUGUCUUCACGUCACUGUGUUUGAGACUACUAAGAAAUUUAUUAGCGUGCUGGGAGGGAAAUUGAGGAGCAGGAGCAGUGCAUGCGGCUCAAGGCGCGUUUUAGGGAAAACAAGCGAAAACAUUGUAACGGUAUAACCUUCAUAUAUUUAUGCAGUAAAAAGUAGCUUUUACAUACGUCAAGGCUGUGAUUUUAAACGUACUCAACAAUAUCUUGUUUGUUUCGUCAAAAUCCAAAAUGUGGAGGAUAAUAAACAUUGAUUGAGGAGUAAAUAAACAUUAUGUCGUCACAGUUUGUAAAUUAAUGUUUGUAGAGACUGAAAGUGAUUUAAAUGUAUGUGUAAACAACAUGGAGAAGAAAAGUCGGAGAGGUGCUGUGAUUUCGCACAACGAAGGGGUGGCAGAUGGCCGCGAUAACUCCCCGUACAUGGCCGACAACGAUGUUGAAAGUGAGGAAAACGAGUGGGAAGAAGAACCCGGGUGCGAAAGCUGGCGGAAGGACAAAGCGAUACACGAACUCGCGCAGAAGAUUAGCGAAAGCGAAGUUUUUAAUGGUCUGAUUAUGGCGGCAAUUUUCGCCAACUCAAUAAUAAUGAUGCUUGACGUAAACAACUACUAUCCUUCCAUGAAACCUUACUUUCCAGCAGCAGACAUUGCUUUCCUGGCGAUCUAUUCUAUAGAGUUCGUUGUCAAAAUCUAUGCAGAACCUAUUCAGUAUUGGACUACGUGGUCGAACCGAUUCGAUUUUUUUAUCCUUCUUAUAUCGUAUAUGCAGGUGCUGGUGGAUCAGUUUUUUGCCGAUGCCUCAAAAGAAGCUUCUUGGACUGGUGCUCUGCCAAUGCUGAGAACUUUAAAAGCAACGCGCGCCCUGCGUGCAAUGAGAGCUGUAUCAUUUGUUCGUGGUUUACAAGUUCUAUUGACUGCUCUCAUAGACACGAUGAAAAAGUCCUUUAUCAACGUAAUGCUCAUACUGCUAUUUGUGAUGUUUCUCUUCGCUAUCUUUGGAUAUUACAUGUUUGGUUACAAAGGGGGAGAUGAGGAGAAUUGGGGGGAUCUUGGUUCUGCAUUUCUCACGCUCUUCAGCUUCGUUACGGUCGAUGGAUGGUUUGAUGCACAAAUUGAAAUGGAUGAAAGAACAACGCCCUCCUCACGAAUAUACACCAUACUCUUUAUCAUUUGUGGACACUUCUUGAUAUUCAAUAUAUUUGUUGGAGUCAACAUAAUGAACAUUCAGGAGGCAAACGAAAACUACCACGAACAGGUUAUUGCUGAAAAGGAAGCUAUUUUAGCCAGAAAGAAGGAAAGCAUUCUUCAUCGACAGCACGAAGACGUAAGAAAGUUAAAAGAAAAACAAAAAGAGAAAGAUUGCGGGAAUUUUUAUGAGAUGGUCAAAUCAUUUCAAGAAUCUUUGCAUAAUGACGAUUACGUCAUUCAAGAAGAUUUGAUCACAAAUUUAGAUUGGAUGGAAUUAUACAUUGAAACUCUUGCCCACAUGGAUGAGGGAGUUGUAAAGAUUCGGCAAUAUCAUUAUGAGAUAUCUCAUAUACUGACGCAAGCUUUUAGCAAAGAAAUUUCAAAGCGACUUGGAGAGUAAAACGAUGCGUUAGUAUUUGUGUGAACAAUACAGAAUGUCUUUUAAAACUUUCUAUUUCUAGUGCGGUGGUGUUUUUGUCUAGUAAACGUAUGGACGAGUUACUCCUUUCUUAGUUUUUCCGCUAUAGAAGUCGCUAAUCAUUUGUGGAGCGUAUUUUGGAUACUGUGCGUACUCUUUAAACAUUAACGAUUUGGAUUUGGGCGUUGGUAACUCUGGGACAAUAGCCUUUGCCUCGUCCUCGAUUUUGUUUGGGUCUGCUCGUUUUCUUCCGAAAACACGCGAAGUUGUCCGAGCACUAGGUGUAGGUUCCCAUGAAGUUGCUUCGAUUGCAUUAGGACGACCUAUAAGAACAAAAACUUUCCUCAUGCAUUUUUAUGGCGGUGUAUAAACACAUAACGCUA
Messenger RNA from Ciona intestinalis (vase tunicate), 2167 nucleotides. NCBI's taxonomy places the organism in Eukaryota, Metazoa, Chordata, Ascidiacea, Phlebobranchia, Cionidae. The record is from RefSeq and is a predicted model, not a curated record.